AAUUGAACCAUGGACACUUAUUAUUAUUUACCAAAAAAGCAAAAGUUUUCUUCUUUCUCCAUUGUCCUGUUUUUCUUCUCAAUAAUUGUUAUACUUUCUCGGUGCUUCAUAGUGAAAAGUCAAUAAACUCCAUACAGUUCUUUCCAUUGCUACCUUUAACAUAAUAUAGUUGGUUAUUCUUUUUCUUGCAAUAAUUUGUACCUACUCAUUGUUCUAAUGGUGAUUGUAACAUUGGCUUCUUGGUUGGUGAGUCCUUCUAAAACUUAAUUGUAGUGAAGGAUUCUGUUCUGUUCUGUUUUGUUUCCGUUCUCUUUCAUUGUAUAACAUGGCCUUUGAGGAAUCUGAGCUUAUGAUUCCGGAGCUAGAAAGAGAGGAAAACCUGAUCGCCGCAGCGAGGCACGUUGUGAGGGCAUUAGGAUCAAAGAAGAAUCUCACCGGCGACGCGAAGAAGAUUCUAGCAGAUCUUGGAACUCAGCUGCGUUCAAUUAGCAUAGCGAGUUCAAAGGAGAAAGACCUAGAAGAUAGGCUCAACGCCAUUGAGGAGGUAAUAAUGAACUGGGAGGAAGAUCAGAGCGAGUAUUUGAACGCCGCGGACGAAACGCGACGGUUGAUUGAGAAGUUAGAGAGCUCAACUUUAAGCAAAGAGGACAAAGAAUAUAAGCUUUUGCAUAGAGCUUAUAGCAUUCUCCAAACCGCUAUGUCUCAGCUCGAACAAGUCUUCAAGAACUUGCUUAGCCAGAACACGCAGCCUUUUGAGCCUGAAUACGUGUCGUUUAGAAGUGAAGGUGACUUUUCUGAUGAGAAUUCAGUGGUGUCGUUCGGUGAUGAGUCCGUCGAAUCGUUCCGGAGAGACAGUAUCAACGAUCCGGUUAGUCCAGAUGUGAUUCUUCAUCUUCGGUGCAUUGCUAGUUUGAUGUUUGCUUCCGGUUAUCGCCAGGAAUGUUGCCAUGCUUAUACCAUGGCGCGAAGGGAAGCGUUGGAACAAUGCUUGGCAAUUCUUGAAAUUGAAAAACAAAGCAUUGAGAAUGUCCUGAGAAUGGAGUGGACUGCUCUGAAUUCCAAGAUCAAACGGUGGAUUUGGGGAGUCAGAAUCUUUGUUAGGGUUUAUCUUGCAAGCGAGAAGUGGCUUGCUGACCGGAUUUUCGGGGAAGGCGAACCGGUAAGUCAAGUUUGUUUUGUUGAUGCAUCAAAGUCUUUGAUGUUGCAGCUUCUGAAUUUCGCCGGAGCCGUUUCAAUUGGCCCGCGCAAACCUGAGAAAUUGUUCAAGAUUCUUGACAUGUAUGAGGUCCUUUCAAGCCUUGUACCGGAAGUUACCGAUUUGUAUCAAGACAAGGCCGGUUCGUCCGUUAGGUUCGAAUUUCUCGAGGCAAUAACAGGAUUAGGCGAUUGCGUGAAGGCCACGUUUCUUGAAUUCGAGCAUGCCAUUGCCUCGGACGGUGCAUCAACUCCUUUUGUUGGAGGAGGAAUCCAUCCAUUAACCAGAUAUGUGAUGAACUAUCUUGAAACUUUAACUGACUACGGCGAAAAGCUUAAUCAUCUUCUGAAGGACAAAGAAGAAACAGAGGAGGGAAAGAUGGCGCGCCACUUCCGGUCCGUGGCAUCGAUCUUAGAAUUCAAUCUUGAUGAGAAAUCCAAAUUAUACAAAGAUGUUCCCUUGCAGCACCUCUUCUUAGUGAAUAACAUCCAGUACAUGGCUAGAAAGGUUAAAGGAUCUGAUGAACUUGGGUCGAUUUUCGGAGACGAUUGGAUCCGAAAGCGCAAAUCCAAGUAUAGGCAGCAUGCAAUGAAUUACCAGAGACAUAGUUUGAGUCCAAUUCUUUCCUUUCUUAAAGAUGAUGGAAUCCAAAUGCAAGGAACUACUAGCAAUGUUGGCUCAAAGAAUGUUCUUAAAGACAAGUUAAGAAGCUUCUACAUUGCAUUCGAGGAUCUUUAUAGGGUCCAAACAGCUUGGAACAUUCCAGAUAUUCAGCUUCGCGAAGAACUGCGAAUUGCGCUGUCCUUGAAGGUGGUCCAAGCUUAUAGACAAUUUGUAGGGAGGCAUGGUAAUCAGAUUAGUGAGAAGCACGUUAAAUAUAGUGCUGAAGAUUUAGAAGCUUAUAUUUUGGAUUUCUUUGAGGGAGCUGCAAAAUCAUUGCAAAGUCCCCGGAAGAAGUAAAGACAGGAUCAAGGAUAAAAAAAAGGUUCCGGAUGUAUAAAAGAUUACUCACUAAAUCAGUUAUCAUGUAUUUUAAAUGUGUAGUAUUUUAUAUUUUUAUAUAUAAUUUAUUAAGAUAACUGAUUUGAUAGCUGAUUUUUAAUGUACAUAAUAGCUGGAAUGAUAAUUGUGAUCCAUCUCUAAGGGAAGCUUGUUGUAUUUGUACUAUAUAUAAUAAAUUAAUAACAAAACUGGUUAGGGUCCAUGCCAAAACCUUAUUGUUCUUCCACUUA
Arachis duranensis is the source of this 2427-nucleotide messenger RNA. RefSeq names its product exocyst complex component EXO70E2-like. Gene Ontology annotation, molecular function: phosphatidylinositol-4,5-bisphosphate binding. The record is from RefSeq and is a predicted model, not a curated record. Bases 326 to 2155 code for a protein of 609 amino acids. Lineage: Eukaryota; Viridiplantae; Streptophyta; Magnoliopsida; Fabales; Fabaceae. Gene Ontology annotation, cellular component: exocyst. Gene Ontology annotation, biological process: exocytosis. The transcript has a single exon.